Molecule: messenger RNA, 822 nt
Organism: Guyanagaster necrorhizus
Lineage: Eukaryota; Fungi; Basidiomycota; Agaricomycetes; Agaricales; Physalacriaceae
Exons: 3
Coding region: 1-822 (273 amino acids)
Source: RefSeq, a predicted model, not a curated record
AUGUCUCGUACGCUCCUUCUGCCAUUAGGCAUUCAGUCAGAAGCACGGCGGAUGUUUGUCGUGCUUUUGGUCUACGCCAGCCUCCUCACCGUAUCUGGAAUUGUCUACAUCUCCUUUCAGAAAUUGUCUGGAAUAGCGGAUUACCUUCGUCUGUCUACAUCGAGUGAUGAUACUUCGUUCUUGUCGAGUGCGGCGUGGACACCACUUAGCUUGAGCACUUGUACCUUCGGAAUGUCCGCUCAUUAUGCACCUUGCGUGCCGCGAAGAUUACCGAAAGACACUCUUUAUUCAGAGGAGCUAUUGUGUCCUGCCUUUGAAAUUUGCCAGCCUUACUUUGCAACUGAAGAGCACAGGGAGCGUUGGAAAAGCAUGGCGGCGGGUAUCAAAGAACGUGGAAUGUUACAGGAUAACGGUUGGAUGGUGUAUAUAAAGGACAGUCGGGCCAGAAUUUCCGUCUCUUUCAAACAUUCAGUUGCAGGAUAUGAUCGCUGGACGGCCGACGCCUGUAUGGGAGGGCUUGUCUCGUUGGAACAACUUCAACCCUUCAAUGCGACCGAAGUACUUUGGAACAACAACCCAACAAAGAUCCAUCCCAAUGCCAUAAUUGCUCUUUCACUUGAUUCAUAUUCUUUCCAAUGCCAUCUUGAUCGUAUGACGCACAUCCUCACCCAAGGCGCACACCUCACCCUUCGUAGUGAAGUUCCAUAUGUAAUAAUGGGUCGACGUGGGAACGAUUUCGUCCAGCAACUCUGGGAACGGCUGGGAUUUGACGAAGAACACGUAUUACACAGUGCGACAGAUGAUAUUAUGCGAACAGGAUGA